AUGGAUCAUCAAACGAGACUACACAGACUCGUUGAAACAGAUUGGUACUCUCCUCGAAGACUCCUCAGUAGCCCCACCGAUUUCGAUUUUCCGGGAGAUCGCUUUAUACCCAACAGAAGUUUGAUGAAUCUUGAUCAAGCUCACGCUUUGUUGACCAACAAAACAAUUAAGCGAUGCCAAAAUCCAAAAUUCAAUGAUGCAUAUAGACAGAAUCUGGAGGAUAAUCUGACUUUGGAUUCAGAAGGCAGACCGUUUAAAAUGUUGGUUUUCAGGGGAAGUCCAAAAUCAAGUAGAAAGUCCAACCGUCUUAUUGAUGAGAUGAGAAGGGAAGAUGCCGAGGCACUGCGAAAUAGUACCCAGCUAUAUCAACAUCGAGGCAUGCCCAAGAAAGAAGCUAAGAUCCUGGAUGCACCUAAUCUAAGGAAUGAUUUUUAUCUGAACAUCAUGGAUUGGGGGAAAAACAACAUGCUUGCUAUUGCUUUGGGCUCGGUGCUAUAUCUUUGGAAAUCGGAGAAUGGAGAUGUUCAAAAGUUGUCAGAAUCUCUUGGGGAGGAAAAUUACCCGACAAGUUUGGUCUGGUCUCAGGAUGCUAGAAAUCUGGCUGUUGGAUAUAUGGGCUCCGAAAUUCAGAUCUGGGAUGCCGAGACCUCAAAACUUGUUAGGAACCUCGAAGGUCACCUUAGAAGAGUAACAACUGUGUCAUGGAACCAAUGGAAUGGUCACAUUUUAACAUCAGCAGGCCUAGAUAAAUCCAUUAUCAAUCAUGAUGUUAGAGUGUCAAACAAUGUGACUUCAUGCAUAAUAGCGCACACUGAAGAAGUGUGUGGAGUUAAAUGGUCUACAGAAGGCAAUGUUCUGGCAAGCGGUGGUAAUGAUAAUCUGGUAUACAUAUGGGAGCCUUCCAAAAUGAGUUCGUCCAAAUUCUUGUACCAGUUUAAUGAACAUAGUGCCGCAGUCAAGGCCCUUGCAUGGUGCCCGUACCAAUUUAAUGUACUUGCCUCUGGAGGAGGCACAGCAGAUGGGCGAAUUAAGAUAUGGAAUGUACAAAAAGGGACAUGCAUCUGCAGUGUAGAUACCAAAGCACAGAUUUGUGGACUAGAGUGGAACAGGCAUCACAAAGAGAUAUUGAGUGGACAUGGCUUCAGUAGAAGCAGAAAUGAAAACAAACUAUGCUUGUGGAAAUACCCUUCCAUGGCUAAAGUUGGGGAAUUAAAGCCUGAAACCCCUAGACAAAGCUCCAGAGUCCUUGAGCUUUCCCAGAGCCCUGAUGGCCUAACUGUGGUAUCAGCUGGGGCAGAUGAGACUAUUCGAUUCUGGGAGAUUUUCGGACCACCUUCCAAAGAUCCAAACGUUUCAUAUCUUGACAGCCUUCUCUCUCUAAAGACAUCCCCCAUAAGAUGA
Pistacia vera is the source of this 1401-nucleotide messenger RNA. Its product is annotated as cell division cycle 20.5, cofactor of APC complex-like. Gene Ontology annotation, molecular function: anaphase-promoting complex binding; protein binding; ubiquitin ligase activator activity. The record is from RefSeq and is a predicted model, not a curated record. The transcript is spliced from 8 exons. Gene Ontology annotation, cellular component: anaphase-promoting complex. The coding region runs from base 1 to 1401 and encodes 466 amino acids. NCBI's taxonomy places the organism in Eukaryota, Viridiplantae, Streptophyta, Magnoliopsida, Sapindales, Anacardiaceae. Gene Ontology annotation, biological process: anaphase-promoting complex-dependent catabolic process; positive regulation of anaphase-promoting complex-dependent catabolic process; positive regulation of ubiquitin protein ligase activity.